UGGUAAAUAUGGCACAGACAAAUUUAAAUUUUUGAUGGUUGCCCGGAACUACAGUUCAUACUCUAGUAUUCAAUGUGAAUUUGUUUAUUAAGAGGGUCAAGUUUUGUUUCAAUUUUUACAAACUUACAAGUCACCGUGAUGUUUUCCACCAGUAAAGUUCAUGUAUUUCCGAACUUAGUUUACAAGUACAUUAGAUGUACAAGCAUUUUUUUUUAAAUGCCGCGCGCCACCGUCUUUUUUAUGAGAAAUAUCUUUGCGCUGUCAUUUGUCUUUUCUUGAGUAUGAGAAAGUCAGUUUGUUCUGUUUGUUUUGUUUACAUUUAUUAUCACACCGUCAGAUUUGAUUGAAGGAAACUCUCACUAUUUUGCUUCCUCUUGAUCUCAAUAGUUUAUUACGACGGUCUGUGCAAUGAGCAGUGGUUUAGCACCAAGUAAAAGCACAGUGUACGUUGGUAACCUCCCGUACUCUUUAACAAAUAAUGACUUACAUAAAAUAUUUGAAAAGUAUGGUAGGGUGGUCAAGGUGACUGUGAAAAAGGACAAAGUUACUCGUAAAAGUCAAGGUGUAGCUUUUGUAUUAUUCCUGAAGAAGGAAGAUGCUCAGACAUGUGCUCGGUCUCUUAAUGGUCAAGAAAUGUUUGGGCGACGUCUCAAGAGCAGUAUUGCCAUUGACAAUGGCAGGAGUACUGAAUUCAUCAGGCGUCGUAAUUACCCUGAUAAAAACAAAUGUUAUGAAUGUGGGGAGGAGGGCCAUUUAAGUUAUGCAUGUUCAAAAAAUGCUUUAGGCAAUAGAGAUCCGCCGCCCAAAAAAGAGAGGAAGCGCAAGAAAAAGGAGGAGUCUGCACCCGAUCCUGAGCGAGAUGAAUAUUUUGAUUCAGAUGAUGAUUAUGAAUGCAAACCAAAGCAGCCUUUGCCUAUUUCUCAAAGAAAUGAUGCAGAUGAGUCAGACGAAGAUGUUGAACCAGACCUAGAAACACUCAGUGCUGCAAUUCGUUUAACACAAGAACAAGUUGAAAGUGAACAAAACAGUCAAGAAUCAGAGAUAAGGCCAGUUAAGAAGAAAAUCAGGCCUAAUUCCUAUUUCAGCGAUGAGGAAGAUGUCAGUGAUUAGAAUCUAACUCACAUAAAACAGUUUAUUCAAUAUGUAAUAAAUUAUAUGUUUUGACAAUUUAUGUUAAGUUCAUACACUAUUUUUUUCUAAUAUUAAUAAAAAUGUGAAAACAUAAA
This is a messenger RNA of Frankliniella occidentalis (western flower thrips), 1226 nucleotides long. Its product is annotated as zinc finger CCHC-type and RNA-binding motif-containing protein 1-like. Gene Ontology annotation, biological process: mRNA splicing, via spliceosome. NCBI's taxonomy places the organism in Eukaryota, Metazoa, Arthropoda, Insecta, Thysanoptera, Thripidae. Bases 409 to 1110 code for a protein of 233 amino acids. The transcript is spliced from 5 exons. The record is from RefSeq and is a predicted model, not a curated record. Gene Ontology annotation, molecular function: zinc ion binding; RNA binding. Gene Ontology annotation, cellular component: U12-type spliceosomal complex.